UUGUGUUCCCUCUCGUUCGAACAACAACACACACUCGUCCCGUAAAAGUCUCUCUCUCUAUCUCUCUCUCUCAAUCGCAGAUAGGUGCGUCGUCUCCUUCUUCGAUAACUCCGAUCACCUAAAACCGCUUCCUUUCGUUCAAAGCAUCUCUCUUUGAUAAAAUAAACAUUACCAAUCAAUCAAUAGCUGCUACAUUAUAUCCUCCUCGCAUUUCGAGGUAGAUUUGUGGCAAUGAUGUAAUUUCAGCAGAGAAGAUGGGAUCUGGGCGGAGCAAAUCAUGCCGAGGCUCUUCGUUGGCUAGACAAGAUUCGGAACCUCCGAGUGGUGGUGGUGGUGGUGGUGGUGGAAGGAGGAGGAGAAAACCUAUGAGGCUCCUUUGUUCUAUUCACUCUUCUUGCCUUGCUUCUUCCUCUUCUCACGACAGUGACGAUGACGUUGAUCAACAGGUAUGUAACGGACGGAGAAGAACGGAAUCUAUGAAUCAACGAGAUUGCUACGACGAUGAAGAACUCAAAGAUAAGAAGGAAUCUCAAAACGAGGAGCUUGAGCUUGAGCUUGAUGAUGAUUGUGGUGUUGAUGAAGAAGAAGAAGAAGAAGAAGAAGUAACUGUGAGCAACAACGUUGGCGGUGGUUCGGUUCAAGAAUCUUCAACACCAAGUCGAGUUUUCUCGCAUUUCAAAUUCCUUCCUGGUAACAUAAGCUCUAGACUCAGCAGAGCUUCCAGCUCCAGAUCCUUCAACACUACUUAUCCACUCACUUCACCUUCACAACCUGCUCUUACGCUCGUUGAUAGAGUCGAAUCUCCGAGGAACAACCCUGUGAUUGACAAUGUAGUUAGAGACAUUGAUGCCAUGAGAUAUGGACAAGAUACCACUCUUGAUAGAAGACAAGUUGUUCGUGAGCCUUCCAUUGACCGGAAUGUUAGCUUUAGCAGAACUCUUAGUGUUGGACGUCUCCGUGACAGAGUUCUUCGCCGGUCUUCGCUCUCUGAUUUCGCAUUCCGUCCUUCACAUCAGGGAGAAGAUGAUGCUGAUCUCUUCUCUGCUGACAACGCAGCAGCAGUAGGGGAGACUCCUGUGACUUCAACGUCUUUACUAAACCGUUCUGCUUCUAGCAUCAGGAGGACGUUGUUCGGAGUUCAAGAUCAACAGACGCCGAGUCCUCUUGUCAGAGAAGGGAGGUAUCAAGGUUUAUUAGAGCACCGAUCUGAUUUCCUUGAGAGACGGAGGAGAAUAAGAUCUCAGGUUCGUGCUCUUCAAAGAUUAGGAAGCCGGUUUGAGAGUGUCACAGGCCAUCAUGAUAGGGCUUGUGUCUUAUCAGGUCUGGAUCAAGCAGGUCGUUGCACAUGUCGUGCAGGUGGUACUAACCGUGGUUCCACAACAACGACACCACCAACAACAGAUGAAACAAAUGCUAGAGCUAGCAUCUCAAGGAUAGUGCUGCUAGCUGAAGCUCUUUUCGAGGUUCUUGAUGAAAUUCAUCAGCAAUCUGUUGUAUUAUCCUCUCAACAACCAUCAGUAUCAUCAAUAGGAUCUGUUCCUGCACCUAACGACGUUGUGGACUUGCUACCUAUAAAACAGUAUACUAAAUCACAAACCGAAGAUUCAUCACAAUGUUAUAUAUGUCUUGUCGAGUAUGAAGAAGGAGACACUAUAAGGACACUUCCUUGUCAUCAUGAAUUCCAUAGAACAUGUGUGGAUAAAUGGCUUAAAGAGAUUCACAGAGUAUGUCCGCUGUGUCGUGGAGACAUUUGUAGACAUGAUCCAUCACCUGAACUACACUGAUUACAGUCGGAGAGUGUCAGUUUCUUCAAAUGACCAAGAACAUUCUUUGGUUUUUGUCUGGAACUUAAUCAAAAUGUUGUAUUUUUGCUUGUUUGUAGCUUUCAACUGGAAACAAAAAAAAAACUACAAAAUUCAAACCUCCUGUAUUUGAAACUUCUGUAUUUAAUUGAUAAUUCUACUGAUGUUGUUGUGUUUCA
Messenger RNA from Raphanus sativus (radish), 1981 nucleotides. RefSeq lists its product as uncharacterized. The record is from RefSeq and is a predicted model, not a curated record. The transcript has 7 exons. Bases 255 to 1784 code for a protein of 509 amino acids. Lineage: Eukaryota; Viridiplantae; Streptophyta; Magnoliopsida; Brassicales; Brassicaceae.